This is a messenger RNA of Perca flavescens (yellow perch), 855 nucleotides long. Its product is annotated as G2/M phase-specific E3 ubiquitin-protein ligase. Bases 80 to 589 code for a protein of 169 amino acids. NCBI's taxonomy places the organism in Eukaryota, Metazoa, Chordata, Actinopteri, Perciformes, Percidae. The record is from RefSeq and is a predicted model, not a curated record. The transcript is spliced from 3 exons. Gene Ontology annotation, molecular function: ubiquitin-protein transferase activity.
AGAUUAUCUGGCCAAUGCUGAGUGUCUAAGGCCUUUGAAACGCAUAGAAGACAAAGAUUUCUUUGUGGAGGAUAUCAUCAUGUUUCAGCUGGUUCAUCGAGUUAGUGGAGCACUUCAAAGGUUCAGGGAGGGGAUGAAGACCCUUGGUGUUCUUGAUGCAAUAAGAAUGCACCCAGAUGCUUUCAGACCACUGUUUUGUCACGAGCCAUCCCCACUCACAGCUGAUGUACUAGAACAGCUCUUUGAAAUUCGACUGUCAGCAGUGGGCAGGAACAAAAGAAGGGCAGAGGAAUGUGUGGUUGCAUUUUGGAGGGACUACCUGCUGGAUGUUGAGGAGCAAGAGGGACCCUUGCAACUUGGGGGUAUCCUGGCCUUUGCGACGGGAGCAAAUGAUAUUCCACCCCUGGGCUUCUCCCCACUACCUUCAGUUGUUUUUCUCCAUGAGCUGCCCCUCAGACAAGCCCGUCAUUUACCCACCGCAAACGCAUGCAUUAACUGCCUGCGGUUGCCAGUCCUGAAAAAAUUUGAGGAUUUUAAGGAAACUAUGGAUUUUGCAUUAAAAAACACUCAGGGAUUUGGUCAGGAAUGACUUCCAAGAACUCCUUAAUAUACAUUAUUAAAAUCUGUUGCCUGUAGGACUUGACUAAAUUGAAGAGGCAUCGUUGUCAAUAACUCACAAUUUCCUAAUACAUUAUUAAUGUCUUGUUUAAACAAUUGAAAAUUGAAUAAUCAUUUGACUAAAAAGGAAACUUUUCACUGGCCUUUUGUUAACCUUUAUUAAUUGCCUUGACACUAAUGAAGUUGCUCACUGAUAGAGUUCACUAGGGUCAAAAAUAAUUGAAUGCCAUGGUUACA